Drosophila nasuta is the source of this 3967-nucleotide messenger RNA. It is a transcript of the gene Rilpl, whose product is annotated as Rab interacting lysosomal protein like. The record is from RefSeq and is a predicted model, not a curated record. Gene Ontology annotation, molecular function: small GTPase binding; dynein light intermediate chain binding. Gene Ontology annotation, cellular component: cytoplasm; ciliary basal body. Gene Ontology annotation, biological process: cilium assembly. NCBI's taxonomy places the organism in Eukaryota, Metazoa, Arthropoda, Insecta, Diptera, Drosophilidae. The transcript is spliced from 6 exons. The coding region runs from base 262 to 1707 and encodes 481 amino acids.
CUCGACUCGUUUGCAUACACAGGGUCUAGCCCAGAGAGCUCUCUUGUUUUUGCCAUCGCUGUCGCUGCUGCUGUUGCGGAGGCGACGACGACAUCGACACAGCUGUGUGUGAACGCGCUUGUUGGUGGGGGGAGAAUUUGCAAAUUUGUUGUAUUGUAUUUAUUACUCAUUCAGCAAUAGAAACAAGACGGCCAGCUGCUGGAUUGAGAGGCAACAGCAGCAAGAAGAAAAGAACAACAACUAGAGGAGGAACCCAACUCGAUGCCCGGCUUCCAUCUCAAUGAAAUGGGCGAAAUGGUUUUGGAUGCCAUCGAUGACAUCGGCGUCGUCGAUGUCUACGAUCUGGCCUCGGACAUUGGCAAGGAAUACGAACGCAUUAUGGAUCGCUAUGGCACUGAUGCCGUCAGCGGCUUGAUGCCCAAAAUCAUCAAUACACUGGAGCUGCUCGAGGCCCUGGCCACGAAAAAUGAACGCGAAAAUACCACCAUCGAGGAGUUGCGCGAAAAGAUCGCCCAACUCGAAAGCGAAAAGCUGGAGAAGGCCGAAUUCCGGCGGCGCUUCGAAAAGGAAUUGGAACUGAUCGAGGAGCAAUGGCGCAGCGAGACCAAUGAGCUGGUUGACUUGGUCUCGUCGCUGCAGGAUGAGAACAAGCGGCUGGUGAAGCAGACGCAGGAUCUGCAAUCGUCGUCCGCCCAGAGCUCGGGAUUGGGAGCCAGCUUAACCGAGAGCAUCAUUAGCAUGACCAACAAUGAGUUGCAUAGCGCAUUGUCCGAUACACAAGUGUUGCAGCGGCUCAAGGAGCAGAUCUACAAGCAACGCGACGAGCUGAAGCAGCGGGAACGUGAACUGCAGGACAAGUACAGCGAACUGGAGCAUGUGAACAUUCAGGCGGAACGCUUGAAGGCAUCGGAGCGAGAUACGCGACGACGGCACAAACUAAUGCAGGCCCAGGUGAAGACGUUGUGCGAGGAGCGCGCCGAUUUUCUUGCCCAAUUACAGGAUCAGUGUCGGGAGAUCAAUCAGUUGCGCAAACGUUUGGGAUUGGCCGAAAAGGAGAAUGAGGAUCUGGUGCAGUCGUACGAUGACAACGAGAACGAUCCAAAUCGACCGCGCUAUACGACGCGAGAGCUUAAGGAAUUGAUUUCGGAACGCGACGAGCUGCUCACCACCAUUGACAGCCUCAACGAACAGUUGGCCGAGCUGAAACCGGCGCCCAGCGGCAAACGUAUGCGUCACGUCUCCAGCUCUGAUGACAGCGAUGAUGAUGACGUCGCCGCACGUGAUGACGAUGACAACGAGGCCGACGAUGGCGUUGAGGCCGAUGUGGACGACGAUGUGGCGGGCGAAACGCCACCUGGACACGAUGCGCCUGUGCAAGGACCGCUGCCCUAUGAGCCAGACGAUGCGCCUUGGAAGAAGAGUUCCGAGUCGGGUAUACGCAAGUUCUUCCGCAAACUCUUCUCGGAUCCGUCGGAUGGCAGCAACACAUUCCCGAAACGUUCCUUGGCCACGCUCUCAAAGAUGGCGCUCUCGGCCACGCCCGGCAGCGGCGGAGGCGGCAACGAGCCGAAUCCCUGUCUCUCCUUUGCUAUGUUUUAUAUGCUCGCUAAGUAUUUACCAUUUUCUUAUAUGAUGUACAUAAUUUACGUAUUCGAUUGCUGUGCUCUCAUUAUAAUCUUAAGUUGUUAUUUCUUUUUAACGCAAUAAUUCAUAUUUCAUAUGUGUAUGUGCUGCUCCCCCCGCCUCCUCCUUCACCAUUACUUUUAAAUUAGUUUCUAUAUAUGGUUUUAAUGCUUCAUUUAUUGAUUGUUUAAUUAUAUAUACUAACUAAUCUAUGACCAAAAUGCAAGGAACUAUAUUUGUAGGAAAAGAAAAACAAAACAAAAAAAAAAACAAACAAACAUAAAACACGAACGGAUUCAUUUUCGAAACCGAUUCGCAUACAUAUACAUAUGCAUAUACAUAUACUAUAUAUACAUUCUACAUACAACAUUAGUAGCUACUAUCUAAUCAUACAAUAUAUACGAGUAUAUAUACAUACAUACAUAAUACUUACAUACCCUAUACAUAUGCGAAAUAAUGUGUGCGAAGUUAGAGCAGGCAAAACGGCAAACAACAAAAACAAAAGUGAGAGUGAGUUUGAAUGAAUUUAAUCGAUUAGUGAAAUCAUAAUGAAAACGAAAUACAUUUAUAUAGUAAUUGUAGAGUGUUGUUUUUAAACGAAAAGUAAUUCCACUAAACUACCCCAACUACCACAAAAUCUAAUUCAAACAAAAGAUUACAGUUAACAUCAAAAAUAUCAAAAUAAUUACAUGAAUUGCAAUUGGGGAAAAUCAAAGAAAAUGCAUAACAUAACACAUUAAAACAUAACUGUAGUCGAGAGAGAUGGUGGUGCUCGACUAUGGGAUACCCGGUACUCAUGUUUCAAAGCAAUUUUAAUAUGCAUUUUGUUUGCAAGUUUUUCAAUUAAAUAUGAAUUUAAUGAAAUGUUAGCAUGGAUACCGGAAUACCACAAAAUAUGGAAAAUAUAAAUACUUACUUCAAUUAGCGAUCGUCAAGUUGUAGUCUAACUAUUUCUCUCUCUGUCUUUUUCACGCAAACAAAGUAUAUCUCUAUCUCACUCUAUUUCAAUUCAUCUCUCUCUGUCUAUCCAUCUACUCUUUGAGCCUCUUAUAGCAGUUGCCCCAAGCGGCCUUAUAUUACAAACAAAAAACCAAAAAACAAAAAUACACAAGCCAAAAAAUUACAAAAUGAACAAAUAAGAAGUAAAUUAUAAUUAGCCAGCGUUGAAUUGUAGCUGAUUGUUUGUUAAUAAAUUAAUUAUGUAUUGAAAACAAGAGUAUUAGAAACAAAUCAAUCAAAAUACACAACACAACAAGGAAAACCAAAAAAACCUAAAAGUAAAAAUGUUUUAGCCGCAAAUUUUAACCAAAAUUUCGAAAAUAUUAAAAUAUGACUUAGCAGCGUUGUUGUUACCAAAAGGAAAAACAAAAAAAAUGGAAAAAAAACUAUGUACCAAUUAUAUACAAAUUAUUAGCUUAACCGUUUACAUUCGCGAGAGCACAAAAAUGUUGCAUUUGCCGCAGUUAAAACGAACAUUAGAUUAAUGCAAAGUAUGAGAUGAUAUUCGCUAUAAAUACGACAAACCCAUUCCCUUAUGUCCAUAUAUUAUGUUUGCUGCUUUUUUUGUAUUUUUGUUGAUUUCGAUUGCUUUUGCGCUUCUCUGGUUCUCUCUCUAUGCAUUUCGAAAACUAACUUGGCUAACUUGUUUAACCAUUUCACCACAUAUAGAUCAGAUCAAGCAUAAAGUACAUAUCAGUUACGAUUGUGAGAUAUUUUGGAACACGCCACACACACAAAAAUGAUAAUUGAUAACAAUACGAAAUGUGCCAAAGACUAAAAUGGAAUUCAGCGAUUGCCAUUCGAUCCAAGAUCCAUACAAUAUAUACAAUUACAUUUCCACUCCAUAACUACACACAUCCCUACCUUCAAUUAUCAACAUUUCUUCUUUUUAUUUUAUAAUAUGAAUAACUGAAUUUUUAUACAAUAAAAAGAAAAAACAAAAAACUACUUAAAAACUAAUUUAGACAAAAACAAAAAAAGAAACACAAUGAUAAUGAUAAUGAUAAUGUAUUGGCAAAACUGACGAAACUCCAGCUGGAAAGACGUGUAUUAAAGCUAUUAAUUUGUUGUCGCAGAAAUUGCUGAAAUAUCUCGCCGUAUCGUUCGAUCUAGUGACUGAAUAUUUACUAUUCCAUUUUUGCGAUACGCUAGAAAAAAAGAAAACAAAGAAUGAAAGAAUAGUUGAAGUGAAUACCGAAUGGCAUAUGAGUAUAUUAAAUGAAUUAAUGUUAACUAAAUUUAUAUACAUAUAUACAUAUAUUAUACACAUAUAUUAAAAAUACAAAUAUAUAUUAACCGAAAAUAAGGCAACCAAAACAUGCAAAAAAAAAAAAAAAAAACAUAA